Molecule: messenger RNA, 5490 nt
Organism: Astyanax mexicanus (Mexican tetra)
Lineage: Eukaryota; Metazoa; Chordata; Actinopteri; Characiformes; Acestrorhamphidae
Gene: trim8b
Product: tripartite motif containing 8b
Exons: 6
Coding region: 2348-4042 (564 amino acids)
Source: RefSeq, a predicted model, not a curated record
ACUGGCGGAGUGGCGAUUGUAGGGAGGAGGGAGUGAGCGAGGCAGAGCUCAAGCUCGCUGUAUUCAAACUCAAUCCUGUGUCUGCAUUCCUCCUCUCAUCAAAGCCUGCCCGGAGAGAGGGACGGAGGGAACCGUAAAUUACCGCUGCCAUGGUCAGAUAGGAGCCGUGAGGAAGAGCGAUCCGCGGGAGGACGGGCUCGGGUCGGAGGAUAUGAGGAAAGAGCGCUGCGCUACAGCCCGCGAUUGACUGAGGGCAGAGAGAGAAUCGCGAGCAGGCUUCUCCGUUUGGCCGCGGCUCCGUUUCCUUUUUUCUCUUUUAAAGAGGAACGCAAGAUGGCAGAUGACAGGAGCGAAUAACAAGGACAGGACGGCGCCGUUCCCUUUAACAUGUGAAAGAUCGCCCCAGAUCUCCUAAAAGCGAGUCGGAACCGGACAGAUUGCGAUGCACUUUGCUAGUUCUACCCUGAGAGAUCACAUUUGCGGGAUUUUUUGUCGCUUCGCUUGUUACAGAUAAAAGCUCCUGGCUAGCUAAAUAAUUAGCGUAGCUGUCUGAUAUGAAAGUGGGUUAACAACGUUAGCUAGUAACUAACUAUAGCUUUAGCUUUGAGAUCAGCAGCUCUGAUUAGCUGGAGAAGGUAACGUUAACUAGUUAGUUAACCUACCUAACGUUAGGUAGCUUAGCUAUACUGAUCUGAUUACCCAGUUUAGUUACAUUAGCUGGCUAGGUAACGUUAACCUAACUAGCUCUAGAUUUGAUUUAGUGUGAAGCUCUUUUGUGGGGUUGAUUGAUUGGACAAGAAUAGUGGUUUGUGUUUGUGUUUUUUCUUAUAGAUACAUUAGCUAGCUAACUAAUUCAUAACAAAUCAGUGUGUGGCUUUUUUGUUGUUGUUAUGAUGGUGACAUACUGUGUUCGCUAAGCAAGCUAGCUAGUUAGCUAACUAGCUAAAAUAGUUAUCUACCUUUUAUCUAGCUAGAUAUCUUAGCUAGGUUAUAGCGUUAACUAAUUCAAAAUUUCGCAUAAGAUAACUGGAUAGCUUAUCUAACAGUUAGUUAGCAAACUGUUUUACCGAAUUGUCUGUUUCCUACAUUUGGUAGCUAUUUUCAGUAAAAUGAAAGUAAACCCAGUCCCUGAUUUGACUAGCUAACUAGUGUCAACGAUAAAGAAGAGCACGGACUAUUUAUUUGGCUAGCUAGGUUAGAAUAACUAGCUACAUUUUAUGGAUUAGUUUAUGCGUUUGUUUUUUGAACGAAAUCCAGAUAAUUUAAUUUGUUUAGCUACCUUAUUGUGAAAAGGAAUAAAACCGCUCCAGAUCGCACCAUAUAAACUAACUAAACUCCCUCUGAUCUCAAAACAGGCCCUUAAUCGUUGUGGUGUCGAUUUGUGUUACUCUUCCAUACUUAGCGAUUCUGCGCAUGCGCUGAUACAAUUUAAACGUUUUUAAACGGUGUCAUGAUAAUUCUUUGACAUAAUUUUCCUCUGGGUGCGCCACACAGCGUAAAUCUGCUGUUAUUUUGUGUGUGUUACUCAAGGUAUAAACAGCAAUUGAUAUAAUAAAUAAGCAUAUUUAUUUAGCACAUAAAUUGCCUAAUAUAUAUAACCUGAUGCAGUGAUUUUUGUCUAUCCAAAUAUCAUACAUAGACUUCUGGGAGCAUUGCCUGAACGGGUGUUUUUAGCAAUAUCAAAAUAGCGUACCCUCUGUUUUUGCUAUUUGAGUAACUAUAAACACCAUACACAGACAAUAGGGCAGAUAUAACUAGGAGUGCCUUGGAUUACUGUAGAGAAGGGCUGACUGACUGGGUGCACCCUUGGGAAUUCAGAUCACUAAGCUUGGUUAGGUAACUUAUACAUGAAGCACAACUUUAAUAACGUUAGUUAAGCUAGGAGCCAAACUGAAAGCUACAUAGAUAGAUGUCUGGACAGUUUUUUUAAAAGUUGGUGAGCAUUAUUGGUAAAAGGAGCUCAGUUGGCUCAUCUGGCAAACAGGGGUGAUCUAGAUAGUAAAAAGUAGUAAGUGAUUCACUUAAAUGUGGAGUCGGUUCUGUUAAACUACAUAGUGCUGCAGGUUUCAGCAUAGUGAACUUUCCUGUGUGAGGCUGUGAAAGCAGUAGGCCGUGUGACUGACUUCCCGUUGUACUUUUUUUUAGCUGUUUAGCUACCCAACAACUGAAGGAGAAACAGAAACAUCUGACUGCAUGGGCUUUUUCACAUGAGUCGUUUCAUAGGAACUCUCCAGUAAAUAAAGAGAGGAAAGUUCCAGGUCUGUAGUUCACUCUCUAUUCACAUGAGCACUCUACUUAAAUAGAGCUUGAGAGGUGAAGGGGGGAGGAAGAAACGCACUAAGCCGAAAUGGCAGACAACUGGAAGAACUGCCUGGAGGAAGAGCUCAUCUGUCCGAUUUGUUUGCAUGUGUUCUCCGAGCCGGUUCAGCUGCCGUGCAAGCACAACUUCUGCCGCGUGUGUAUCAACGAGGCCUGGGCUAAGGAGGGGGGGAUGGUGCGCUGCCCGGAGUGCAACCACGCGUACAGCCAAAAGCCCAGCCUGGAGAAGAACCACAAGCUGUCCAACAUCGUGGAGAAGUUUAACGCGCUGAACGUGGAGAAGACCCCGGCGGUGCUGCAGUGCGUGCUGUGCCGCCGAGGUCCUGCGCUUCCUGCCCAGAAGGUGUGCCUCAGGUGCAAGGCGCCGUGCUGUCAGUCCCACGUACAGACACACCUCCAGCAGCCCUCCUCCAACGGCGGCCACCUGCUGGUAGACGCGGCGGAUGUGCGGGCCUGGAGCUGCCCGCAGCACGACGACUACCGGCUGUACCACUGCGACACCGAGCAGGUGGCCGUGUGCCAGUACUGCUGCUUCUCCAGGUGCGCGGCCAGCCACGGCCAUGCAGUCUGCGAUGUGGAAGUCCGACGCAACGACAUCCGGCAAAUGUUGAUGAAGCAACAGGACCGGAUUGAGGAUCGGGUUCAGGACAUAGAAGAGCAGAUCUACAAACUAGAGUCAGACAAGUGUCUUGUAGAGGACAAAGUGCAGCGUCUGAAAGAAGAGGUACAGCUGCAGUAUCAGAAGAUGCAGCAGCUCCUGGAGGAGGACCUGGGGAAGACCCUGGAGGUGCUGGACCAGGCCCACUCUAAAUUCUGUCAAGAAAACUCCUCACAGGCAUUGCAGCUAAACCAGAAACGGCAAGAGGCCAAGAAACUACUCAGCUCUAUACAGAUGGUCUUCGAUAAGGCAGAGGAUAUCAAAUUCAUGAGGAAUACAAAACCUGUGAAAAUAUUAAUGGACAGGUCUCAGUCUUGUUUUGGCAAUACUUUACAACCUUACAAAGUGGGCAGCCUCAAUUCUAAACUGUUUCUCUCAGAAGUCUCAAAGAGAGAGAAGAACCUUUGCAAAAUGCUUGAAGCUCCUUUUAGUGCCCCAGCAAACUUUUUCCAGACUAUUCCAGCAUAUCUGUGCUCGGAGAAGCGCCGGCACUCCAUGGCUUUCCCUGACGGCAGCGGAAGCAGCAGGGCAGGCUCUAGCUUCAUGGAGUCUUCCUCCUCUUCGGGCCCUGCUGCUAAGCAACCGUGCCUGGGUCUGGCUCCAGGCGCUGCCCCCGGCGAGGGUCAGUCCUCACAGCAGGCUCUGGGGGCUUGCCCAUCAGCCCAGCAUGUGGGAAGCAGCAGUGCUGCUACUGGGUCCCAGUCAAUCCACCACUCUAGCUCCGUGUUUCCUCACUCUCAUUAUCCCAACAGCAGCAGCUCUCAGCUGCCUCAGUACGGAGGACGGAAGAUUCUAAUGUGUACGGUCGAUAACUGCUACUGCUCAGGGGUGCCUUCAGUGUCGAACCACAGGGGGCACCCACCCUACCCUCGAUCAGGAUCCUUUCCCUGGCCGGUGAGCUCGCAGGAAUACUCUCACCCGCCCCUCUCCUCCACCCCGGCCAUGUCUCAGUCUCUCCAGAGCCUGUCCAUGCGCGACUGGAUCGACGCCUCGCAGUCACACAGGCACCCUGACUUCUACGGCCUCUACGGGCCGUCUUCCGCCAAACAUUACGUCACCAGUUAACCCAUGCUCGGUGACUGCUCUCAGUCACAAGACGGGAUAUGUUGGGUUCUUUCUUUCUUUUUUUGUCUUUUCUCCGUCGGGGAAUGUCUUAAACAGAGUGAAUGAGGAUUUUUGAACAUAAAUAAAUCGGAUCAAUCAUUUAACGUUACUUAGGUAAACAGUAUCAUUCUUAAAGCAGUGGAAAAAAAACGUAAAUGUUACAAAUUGAAGCGUAACUUUGCACAGUAUCUAGAAGCUAAUAAUGUUCCAUCAACUUCUACAGCAACAGAAAAAUGCUGAAAAAACCUUUGCAGUACUCACAGAGACAAAAAAAAAAACAACGUUAUGGUCAUUGGUUACUCAUCAGUGUCAAUGCACUUUCUUUGUGAAUUCCAGACCAGUUUGAAGUCCAGUUUGGGGACAAAAAAUGGUAGUUUAUUGUCUUCAACUCAACAGUCAGCUCUUACUGAAAUAACCUGUCAAUACAUACAAACACAUAUACACAUCCAUUCUCAAUAUUCACAUAAAUAUAUCCCUCUAUAUUUUAUUCGACUUAUUUUGCUUUUUAUUUACGAAAAUAACAUAAAACAUAUUUUUAUGUUUUCUGGAUAUAUUUCUGCAUUAUUAAGGCAGAUGUUGGACUACACUCUGAUUUUUCACAAGAGAAAGCUAUACUUAUUUGCUAUGGGGAAAACAGUUCUGGUUUAUUGUAUUUGUUAUAGGUAAUUUUGUAGUUUCUGAUGGACAAGAAAGGAAAUUUUGACGAUGCAAUAUUCUUUUCAUUACUAGCAUUGUUCAUUUGUGUGUACUUCCCUAUCGAGAGUCAGCUCUCCGUGGAAUGCCCUCCCUAGGGCAGCUGUAAAUUCCAGGCCUUGACCAGCUCAGCUGUCCUGCACGGUUCCACCCUAACAGCCCGGCCUCACCCCAGCCACAAAAAGUGCUUCUUUACUCCCUUAUGUGAAACUUAAAAAUGGAUUUGGUUUCACAUUUAUUAAUACACACAUCAUUAUGUGUUGUUUUAGACAGAAUUGAUGUUUUAAACACCUUCUGGAUUUAAUCUGAUCAAAAUGUAGAAUGUGUUACAUUCCUCACAGAAGAUUAUUAUUAUUAUUUUAAUGCAGCAGUUGCUUUUUCAGAAUCAUGUUGUUUUUAGCACCAAGCAAAUCCGUAUCUUGCUCCCUGUGUGUUAUUGAUUGCAUGUGGGAACAUGUUUUUGAGCACUUGUAGUAAAAAUAAUGAAACUGCAAGAAAUAUAAAACAACUUAUGAAACAGGGAAUGAUUUUUUUUAACGAACAUCUUCAGUAAUGGCAAGCACUGAACCAAGGAGUUUCUAGAGGUGAAACUGAGGAACUGAUUAUAAUAUUAUUUCCCCCUUUCAUUCUGUUUUUGUAAAUAUUUUGUGAAACUAAAACAGGAGAGUUGUAAUUUGGAAAGAUCUUUGUUCCAAAUAAAUAAUGAUUUCAAACAA